This is a messenger RNA of Sclerotinia sclerotiorum 1980 UF-70, 156 nucleotides long. RefSeq lists its product with no specific name. NCBI's taxonomy places the organism in Eukaryota, Fungi, Ascomycota, Leotiomycetes, Helotiales, Sclerotiniaceae. Bases 1 to 156 code for a protein of 51 amino acids. The transcript has a single exon. The record is from RefSeq and is a predicted model, not a curated record.
AUGCCACCAAUAAUAGGUACGGUAUACUUUAUACUACUUCACCACUUCCUCGUUAUGAUGAUAACAGCUUAUCCAUUCCAUGAAUGCUCAUCGACCGAAUCCUACUCCCGCACCGGACUGAGCCUCAAAGCUUGGGAUGAUAGGUUGUGGAGCUAG